AACAGUAAACUGUCAUUUCGUGGGGCCUGCUGAAACAGUUUCACAAUGUUUCGCUCUCUGGUGCUGCUGGCUGUGCUGGCUGUGGCUUGGGCUGAGAUAGAUCCUUUGGAAAAAUGUGAUCGUAAAGUUGACUUGGCUAUUGUCGGAGCUGGACCGUCAGGGGCGUACUUUGGUUACAUGAUGAGGAAGGCUGGUCUUAAUGUGGAAAUCAUUGAGUACACUGAUCGAGUAGGUGGGCGCCACAAGACUGAACGCUUGCCUGGGCUAGAAAAUGUCCCAAUAGAUCUCGGCCCCAUUAUGUACAGUGACCUUCAUCAGAGAAUGAAGACAAUCAUCCAAGAACUUGAGCUUACAGAAGAACAUUUCCCUAGCGGCUGGACAGUUCCAGAAGAAACACGCUACGUACUGAAGGGACAAAGUUUCACAGAGAAAGAGAUUCAAGAUGGCGCUCCACUCCCAUACCAACUGACCAAAGAAGAGAAAGACAAUCAAGGUCGCCUAGCUCGUUACUAUCUGGAGAAAUUGACCAGUUAUACUGGAAGUGACAUGCCGCCCAAUAUUAGGAUGCAUCUUAGAGUUCAGCUACAAGACAGUAGAGGACUCCAAUAUAAACAUCUGUAUCAAUACAAUCUCUCUGAAGCUCUUGAUCUUGUGGCCAGCAAAGAUGGUAAGGAACUAUUUAUGGCUUUAUCCAAGCGCAAGGGAGCUGUGUACAAAGACGUCAACGCCGUGCUGGCUUUUAGCAAUCAUUUCAACUAUGACAGCAACAAUGCAACUAGGAAAAGAAUUCAGCAAGGAAUGGAAGCACUGCCAAGGACGUUAAUGAAAAAGUUUUUAGAUGAAAGUUCAAAACACAAGUUAAGUUUGAACAGAAAAUUGGACGCCAUAGCUGGCCGUGAACUAUUUGACUAUAUCAUGAGAUUGAAACAGACUGAGACCAAGGAUGGACGUACUUAUGAAAUUGGACCAGAAGAAUUUGUUUGUGCCAGUAAAAUUGUCUUAGCCCUUCCAGCGAGUUCACUCAAAAUCAUCCAAUGGGAGCCAUUAAAAUCUAGCCUGGUCUCUGAAGCCCUUGACUCAGUCAGAUCUGUGCCAGUUAGUACGGUGGUCAUGACCUUCAGUCAACGUCACUGGCAAGACAACCCAAACAAAAAAGCCAGUGUACUUUUCACGGAUGAAUCAAUUAGUCAGGUAGUAGAACUGGGUCAAUCUCCAGACUCUAGGGCUUACGUCCUGCAGGCCAGCUUCGCCGAGGGAGAUAGAGUCAGAGACCUAGAAACCUUGAACUUGUACAAAUCUGCCGGCAGUUCUCAGCUUGGAGAAAACCAAGUUUCACAGGAACUCAGCGACCACAUCAUUACUAAGUUGAGCUCCGUCUUCGGGACCCAGUUUAGCAAACCUUUGAGCUCCAUGGGCGUAUUCUGGACCAAGUAUCCCCAAAGCGGUGGCCAGACUGUCUGGAAAGCUAACCGACACUAUGACUUGGUCAAGAGCAUUAUUGAGCACCCGUCAAUAGAAGAUGACGUCUACGUCGUGGGCAGUGACUUUGCUUGGGGCAACUUGCAGUUCUGGACAGAGGGAUCCUUGGAGACUGUUGAAAAUGUUUUGUUUAAAUACUUCGUAUAGAUUGACAGCGCACUUUCAUCUGAUAAUACAAAGUAUUUAUUGCAGAGUUUAGUUAUUGUAAAAUGUUGUAGCUCCAAUUAAAAAAAUGAUUAUAUUGCUUUAAAAUAAAGAAAGAGUCUACUAUG
This is a messenger RNA of Biomphalaria glabrata, 1751 nucleotides long. Its product is annotated as aplysianin-A-like. NCBI's taxonomy places the organism in Eukaryota, Metazoa, Mollusca, Gastropoda, Planorbidae. Gene Ontology annotation, molecular function: oxidoreductase activity. The transcript is spliced from 9 exons. The record is from RefSeq and is a predicted model, not a curated record. Bases 46 to 1626 code for a protein of 526 amino acids.